Molecule: messenger RNA, 1917 nt
Organism: Danio aesculapii
Lineage: Eukaryota; Metazoa; Chordata; Actinopteri; Cypriniformes; Danionidae
Product: trichohyalin
Exons: 6
Coding region: 1-837 (278 amino acids)
Source: RefSeq, a predicted model, not a curated record
AUGAGCAUCAUGCAAUGCCUCCCUCUGCCGGAUGAGAAGCCCACUACUGACUGUGCUGAUGCCUCUGGCACUGCAGCCGACUGUGACAGACAGAAGACGGAUGAGGAUGUUGUGGACGCUCGAGAGAGACAUGAGGGUCUGCUGAGAGAAUUACAAGAGCUGGCAGAGCACGAGCAAGAGCGAGAGCAAGAGUUCACCCGCGAGACAGACGAGUAUGAGCUCAGCGACACUGACGACACCUGGGACAACGAGGAAGAGGAGGAGAACGAGAGAGGAGAUGAAGAAGAAGAAGAUGAUGGAGGAGAUGAAGAUGAUGGAGAAGACGAGCAGAAUGAGGAGCUCCUGCAGACGGAGACGGAGCGGCAACAGGACCAGGAGCUGGAGGAGCUGCUGGAGGAGCUGAAGAAGAAGCAGCAGGAGAAGAAGAGACGCAGCCGGCUGCAGGAGGAGCAGAAGCUGGAGCAGGAGCUGAUGCUGGAGAAGCAGAGGGUCGAGCAGGAGCUGCUGGAGCUGCUGGAGGAGCAGAAGAAGAACAGCAGCGGCGACGGCUGGAGCAGACAGAAGCAGACACAGGAGAAGCAGGAGGAGCUGCAGGAGCUGCUGAGGAAGAUGGAGAGCGCACAGCAGGAGGAGCAGAAGAAGAAGAGCAGCGUGCAGGAGGAGGGAGAGGAGAAGAAGAAGAGGGAGAUGGAGAACGCUAGUGAUGAAGCCACCAGACAGUUCCAGACGGAGAGAGAACAACAGCAGAGGGAGGAGGACGAAGACGAGGAGCUGCUGGAGAUUGAAGCUGAGCUGAGGAAGGUGGCGGCGCAGCUGCAUCAACUACGCAGGGGUUAAACACACAACAGACACACACACACACACACACACUAAUAUCUAUAUAAGCUAAAACAAGUCCAUGUGUAAAGUUGAGUGUUUAUAAUCUCAUAGCAAACACACUCACGAACACACGAGAGGACAACACACACCACUGCUCAUUCUAACAUAGUGUAAUAACUUCACAAGCCACGCCUCCUCAACCACAGCUCAUGAAUAUUCAUGUGUCCUCAUUAGAAUAUGAGUAAGAUUCCUGUUGUGAUGCAAUCCUCCAGUGAUGGUGCAGUGAAGUGUGUGUGUGUGUGUGUGUGUGUGUGCGUGUGUGUGUGUGUGUGUGUGUGUGUGUGAAUAAGGCAAACGUGCACAUAUGAAGUAAUAAUAAUAAUAAUAAUGUGAUUAGUGCUGUUGACUGUUACUGUGCUCACAGAACACUGCAGAUCUGUGCGUGUGUGCGUGUGUGUGUGUGUGUGUGUGUGCGUGUGUGCGUGUGUCAUUCUGCUGUGUUUUAUACACUGAUGGCUGAGCACUGUUACACUGAGACUGUUCUGGGGUCAGAGUGCAGACGCUUUACUGCUCUAACACACACACACAUCAGGAGCACUGCAGAGAAAAUCUCUGUAUGUGUGUGUGUGUGUAAUUUAGUGUGUGUAUAAUUUAGUGCGUGUGAGUGUGUCUGUAUGUGUGUGUGUGUGUGUGUAAUUUAGUGUGCAUGUGAGUGAGAUGUUUUUGAGUGUGCGUGUGUUUGUGUUUGUUUGUGUGUGUGUAAAACAUCGUGUGUAUGUGUGUGUGUGUGUCUGUAUUGAACAGAAAGCGUCAGUGUUCUCUUCCUUUGUUGCACUUUCCUGAAAGCAGCCAAUGAGAGCAAGUCUGAUCACAGACUCCGCCCACAAACAAACACACUGUCUUUGUUGAAUGUGAACUGAUCUGAGAAGAGAGAAAGCAGCAAUAAGAGGAGCAGUGUGUGUGUGUGUGUGUGUGUGUGUGUGUGUGUGCGUGGACUGCAGAAUGAGUCUACUAUUGAUUUUGAAUGUAUCUGAAGUUUAGCAGAUCAUGUAAACACUGCAGUCAAACUAUAGUUCUGUCUUUAAUUAUUAUUAUUAU